GUACAACAGCUGAGGGAUCUAUUAAAGAAUCCAUAUCUAUUGAGUCAUCAGAUAAUUCUUUCUUACAAGUAGAAACUAGCGCUAAGUUAGGAGAUGAUAAAUCUACUUCAAAUUCUAUAUAUUCUACGGACGGUAUGUCCUCUACAUCUACUGAAGUACCCAGUCUACCUGUAGAACAAACAAAACAAUCAGUAGAUCAGGAUCCAUCACCUGAUUCAGGAGCAUCUCCAACCUUGUCUAUCAAUUCAUUAGUAGAUGAUGAUGAUGAAACAAGCUCUAAAAUUAAGAGUGCCAAGGGUUCAAUUCCUUCAUCUGCUCCCCUUGUCUCAACCUCAAACUCAGUUAAGCUAGAGGAAGUAUCAAGCCCUGUACCAAGACCCAGCAUCAGUUUAGAAUCUACAAAAGUCGACGAUUUUCCAAUUCCGACAAGUUUCCCGGCCGACGAUCUAGAUGGAACUAAAGUGGAGUUUAAAGAUGUGGACAAAGAAGCGGUGAAACAAAAUUUUAGACUUGGAAAUGCGCAGUCAGUUUAUGAGAUUGUUCCUACACAGUCUUUGCAAGCAAUUGAGAUGACUACAGCCACCUAUGACAAGAUAAAUCCGAACAGAAUCGGCCUAAUUGACGAAACAACCGACGAUAUCGAUCAUUUUUUAGGGAUCGGGCCUCCCGUAAUAAACUAGGGGGGCCAAUAAACCCUAGAGA
Molecule: messenger RNA, 702 nt
Organism: Eurytemora carolleeae
Lineage: Eukaryota; Metazoa; Arthropoda; Copepoda; Calanoida; Temoridae
Exons: 5
Coding region: 135-680 (181 amino acids)
Source: RefSeq, a predicted model, not a curated record